AUGGGUGGAACUCGAUCUGCGUCGACGAGAUUUUUGGCGGCUGCUGCUGGGAGUGUUGUCAGACCGGUGCUGUACGAGGAAGUGUGCUUGAUUUCAAUGAUUACCUCGAGCGAGAACUCAAUCAGUUGUACCGAGUUGACCAGUCGAAAUAAUGAGAUUGUUCUUGUAGGAAGUGGAAUGUUCAAUGAAAGGCGGCGGGUGCAGGGUGAGUUCAAGCCAAAGGGACAAAAAGGAUGCCUGUAUUCGAAUUCUGAUCUGCUGCUCAGUGUUCAGCACCAGGAAACACUUGUCACACUCUGCAUUGUGAGCAACGCUUGA
Molecule: messenger RNA, 318 nt
Organism: Metarhizium album ARSEF 1941
Lineage: Eukaryota; Fungi; Ascomycota; Sordariomycetes; Hypocreales; Clavicipitaceae
Exons: 1
Coding region: 1-318 (105 amino acids)
Source: RefSeq, a predicted model, not a curated record